AUGAUUUGCGAAAUCCUAGUAUUUUCGCUAAUUUUCUUAAUAUUAAGAUGUCUUCUAUGGCUAAGAAAUCGACGCCAAAGACAUCGAUUGUUCAGCGAAAACGGUAUCCGCGGACCAAAACCGUCGCUACUAUCGGGCAAUUAUUUUGAAAUCAAAUCGGAUCCAAACGAAACUUUCCGGGAAUGGAUUCAGGAAUUUGGUCAACAUUUUGGCUACUAUUUAGGCGAUACACCCGUACUGAUGAUUACCGAUCCGGUGGUCAUACGGGAAGUGUUGGUCAGCCGCAGUCGACAGUUUCAGAAUCGCCAGAAAUUCUUUCUGAAUGCCCGACCAUUUGUUUCGUCACUUCUGGCUCUUCGCGGCGAUCGUUGGCGUCACGUCCGCCGUGUGAUGACACCGUUUUUCAGUCAUCAUCGGGUAAGCUCUCCCGAGAUAACCGCAAUUAUCGAGGAGUCGGUCGACCGAUCUAUAGCUAAGAUUAUCGACGACCAGAAAUUCCUGGUCAAUGUUACGGAUCGGAUGCAAUCGAUAACUUUGGAUAUUAUUUGCCGCAUUGGUCUGGAUAUGCGCGAUACCGAUGUCCACGACGAGGACAGCCAACUGAAACGGGCGGCCCAAGAGUUUAUGGCUUCGGCUACCAAUCUGGUGGUCAUAUGGGCCUCGUUUCUACCGUUUUUGCGGCCAGUUUUGACAUUCAUCAACAACUAUCUGACCGCUGGCCGAAUGACCGAUCUAUUGUUGAAACAUCUCGACAGACAAAUCACUUUUGCCACCCAAUCGUCGUCGUCGUCGACAUCAGAUCCCGAUAGUAGUAGUAGUAAAACAAUUAGCAAUAAUGUAUUGAAAUCAAUGUUAAAGUCAUACUUUGACGGCAAACUUACUCGCGAAGAGGUUACCGGUAAUAGUGUUUUACUAAUUUUGGCCGCAUUUGACACGACGGCUAUGGGCUUGACGUUUGCAUUGUAUUGUUUGGCCAAAAACCCGGCCGUUCAGCAAACAUUGCACCGAGAGAUCCAAUCAAACGGUGGCCAUGAAUGCGAUUACUUGAAUAUGGUCUGGUAUGAAUCGUUGCGUUUGUAUCCACCGGUGGCCACAUUUGUCCAGCGAGAGGCCAGCGAAACAGUUGAAAUAGCAAGCGAUCGGCUUAUACCCGGGGGUAGUAUAUGUCAUGUUCCUGUUUGGCAUAUACACCAUAAUCCCGAUCUAUGGCCCGAACCCGACCGAUUUGAUCCGCAACGGUUUGCACCCGAAAACAGAUCGGCCAUACCAUCCAUAGCCUAUCUACCGUUCGGUACGGGUCCCCGAUCGUGCAUUGGCCUCGAAUUGGCCGCACACGAAGCGCGGAUAACGUUGUCGAAAAUUAUCGGUAAAUUUCGUGUGGAAACCUCUGCCGAAACACCCGAUAGGCUUGAAUUUCGGUCGACAAACGGUAUACUAUCGCCAAAACAUAGUAUUUAUUUGCAAUUCAUACCAAUUAAUAGAUAA
Oppia nitens is the source of this 1485-nucleotide messenger RNA. Its product is annotated as thromboxane-A synthase-like. Gene Ontology annotation, molecular function: iron ion binding; oxidoreductase activity, acting on paired donors, with incorporation or reduction of molecular oxygen; heme binding. The record is from RefSeq and is a predicted model, not a curated record. Bases 1 to 1485 code for a protein of 494 amino acids. The transcript has 3 exons. Lineage: Eukaryota; Metazoa; Arthropoda; Arachnida; Sarcoptiformes; Oppiidae.